Helianthus annuus (common sunflower) is the source of this 1368-nucleotide messenger RNA. Its product is annotated as serine/threonine-protein kinase SAPK2. The transcript has 9 exons. The record is from RefSeq and is a predicted model, not a curated record. The coding region runs from base 177 to 1193 and encodes 338 amino acids. NCBI's taxonomy places the organism in Eukaryota, Viridiplantae, Streptophyta, Magnoliopsida, Asterales, Asteraceae. Gene Ontology annotation, biological process: protein phosphorylation; intracellular signal transduction. Gene Ontology annotation, molecular function: ATP binding; protein serine/threonine kinase activity.
AAGUAAUCCUUCCUCCAUCCAUGUGAUUUCUAUAUUUAGCAAGUGCUCAUUAAACUCGAAUCUUCUUCUUACCACCUCAUUAUACAGAGAUUCACCAGCUACCUAACCUCUAGAAAUUUCCAUUUUUUUCAGGCUUACAUACAACAAUAAAGCAGGCUCUAGGGUUUGUUUGUAUUAUGGAGAGAUAUGAAGUGGUUAAAGAAUUGGGGUCUGGGAAUUUUGGGGUUGCUAAGCUUGUAAGGGAUAAAGGGACUAGAGAGUUGUUUGCUGUCAAGUUUAUUGAAAGGGGCCAAAAGAUUGAUGAACAUGUAGAGAGGGAAAUACUGAAUCAUAGAUCUUUGAGACAUCCAAAUAUUAUCAGAUUCAAAGAGGUCUUACUAACACCAACUCAUUUGGCAAUAGUCAUGGAGUAUGCUGCUGGAGGAGAGCUUUUCGAGCGGAUAUGCCACGCGGGUAAAUUCAGUGAAAACGAGGCACGGUUUUUCUUUCAACAACUUAUAUCAGGAGUUAGUUACUGUCAUUCAAUGGAAAUCUGUCACAGAGAUCUUAAGCUUGAAAACACACUGUUAGACGGAAGCACAGCUCCGCGUGUUAAAAUAUGUGAUUUUGGGUAUUCAAAGUCAUCAGUUCUGCAUUCGCAACCGAAGUCAGCUGUCGGAACACCAGCUUACAUUGCACCGGAAGUUCUUUCAAGAAAAGAAUACGAUGGAAAGCUUGCAGAUGUUUGGUCAUGUGGUGUUACUUUGUAUGUGAUGCUAGUUGGGACAUACCCCUUUGGACAUCCAGAUGAUCCAAAUAACUUUCGGACAACUAUUUCCCGGAUACUUAGUGUUCAAUACGCGAUUCCAGAUAAUGUGGAGGUUUCCUUGGAAUGCAGACAUCUUCUUUAUCGGAUAUUCGUUGCCAAUCCCGAGAAGAGAAUAAGCAUCCAAGAAAUCCAAAUCCAUCCCUGGUUCUUAAAGAACCUUCCUACGGAUUUAGUGACCGGUGCAAGCUCUCACAACACGAAUUUAAACGAUACGAAUCAAAACGUCGACGAAAUAUUGUCAAUAAUACAAGAGGCGAGAACGCAUCCUGGGAUGCUAAACGAUGGAUCGUUACAGCUUCUCGGCGACAGUAUGGACUUUGAUGACUUGGAUGAUUCAGACAUUGAAGAUAUAGAUAUAAGUGAUGAUUAUGAUUCUUCAUUUUAGCAACAAAUGGCGCUUUUAGGUUUUCUCCAGCUCCUUCUUGGAUCUUCUUCGGCUGAGGAUGACUUGUGAGUUGUUAUAUAAAUUGUUAUCAGCUUUAUAUGAUAUAUGUUUUAAUAAUAAGAUCCUUUUUAAGUGUCUUGAAUGCCAUAUCAUGUACAAAUUUAUCUUUCCGAAA